This is a messenger RNA of Lolium perenne, 1348 nucleotides long. RefSeq names its product putative non-inhibitory serpin-10. The record is from RefSeq and is a predicted model, not a curated record. Lineage: Eukaryota; Viridiplantae; Streptophyta; Magnoliopsida; Poales; Poaceae. Gene Ontology annotation, molecular function: serine-type endopeptidase inhibitor activity.
AUGGACCAAUGCUUACAGGUCGCUUUGGUCGCCGGCGCAGACGCCAUCGCCGAGCAGUCCAAUUUCAUCUUCUCGCCCCUUUCCCUGCGGGCCGCGCUCGCUCUGCUCGCCGCCGGCACGAAGGGUGAGACGCUGCGGGAGCUGCUGGCCUUCUUGGGCUCCCAGGAACUCCACCUCCUCAACGCGACCAGUGCCGGUCGAAUCGCCGAGAUGCGCUCUUGGCCGCAACUCUCUUUCGCCGCCGGCAUCUUCGCGGACAGAUCGCUGUCGCUCAGGCCGGAGUUCGUGUCCACCGCUUCCUCCGCUCACGGGGCCUUGGCAAGAUCCUUGGACUUUCAGAAUCAGGAUCAGCCGGAGGCAGCGGCCGCAGAGGUGAACGCUUUCAUCGCGGAAACCACCCGAGGGCGCUUACGCGACCUUGUCUCCGCAGGGAUGUUUAAAGGCGACGCCAAGAUCGUCCUCGCCAACGCCAUGCACUUCAAGGCGACUUGGGCCCGGAGGUUCGACCCGUCGGACACCGUCCGCAGCCAAUUCAACCGUCUCGACGGCACCUCCUUGCGAGUGCCCUUCCUUUCCGACCCUGGAAUGCAGUACGCCGAGAGUUUCGACGACCUCGGCUUCAAGGUGCUCCAGUGCUUCUACAAGAUGGUCGGCCGCGACGGCAAGCUCGACCCCAAGGCGCCCUUCUUCUCCAUGCUCAUCUUCCUCCCGCACAGGCGCGACGGCAUCAGCGACCUCCUGCGGCUUGCCGUCUCCGAGCCGGACUUUGUCAUGCGCUGCGCUCCCCGGCGCGAGCAGCGGGUCAGCCCGUGCAAAAUCCCCAAGUUCAAGUUCUCCGCUCGGCUCAACGCCAUGGACGCGCUGCGAGGCCUCGGGGUCGCCGCCCCGUUCGACCCGCUCGCCGCGGACCUGUCUGGGACGGUGUCCAACAUGCCCCCCAAUGGGCUCUACGUGUCGUCUGUGUGGCAGAAGUGCGCCGUGGAGGUGGAUGAGGAGGGCACCACGGCGGCAGGAGCGAUGUACACGUGGUCGAGCCCAACCUACAGCCCGCCGAGCACGCCGCCGCCGCCGCCCAUGAGCUUCGUCGCGGACCACCCGUUCCUCUUCGCCAUCGUCGAGUAUGGCAAGGGCCAAGUCUUGUUCCUCGGCCACGUCAUGGACCCUUCAAAAGAGACAUGACUUCGCCAGCCAUGCCAGUUAACCAUGGGCUGCGUUGGAUGACGACGAGUGGGGGUUGCGGCCUGUCGCCUCUGUUCGAAAUUUGAAGUUUCUUUCCUUCUGUUCUUUUGCGAUGAACCUUGGUUGUAUUAACGACGCUGAGGAAACUCGUUCACUUGAUUGAUUUUUU